AAGCCCAAACAGCCCCAAAGAUGCCAAGAUUGAAGCAUCUGCUUGACUAAGCCCAGAAUUUUCCCAAUUAUAACAUAUAUAAGGGGAAAAAUGUAAUACUAACAAUACAACAAAUCCCUUACUUCACACAGAUUUGUGUCGGUGAAUUUGGAUUUUCUCUUUUUCAUUUUUUUCCCUUAUGUUUCUUCCUUUCUUUCUCAGUUCUCAACAUAUACCUUUGUUGGUGUCUGGGAAAAACAUUUCAACGUAUAACCCUAAACACAUGACACAACCAAACUGACAUGCCAUCUCUAAAACUCAACCCUUUGCUUUCCUAGUUCCCGAGUUCUUCCCCUGUCCUAGUUAAAACCACACAACCCUCCCCAAAGAAAACAAGACAAACCCAAAGCUGAGAAACAUAGAAUUUCUCGAAUAAAUUGGAAGCUAUGGAAAGUGGAACAGGAGUUGUUGCUUCAAGGGAGAGUUCGAGGAAGUCUGCGGAAAGGCCUUACAAAGGGAUAAGGAUGAGAAAGUGGGGGAAAUGGGUGGCUGAGAUAAGGGAACCGAAUAAACGAUCGAGGAUUUGGUUAGGGUCUUAUUCAACCCCUGUUGCGGCGGCUCGAGCUUAUGACACGGCGGUUUUUUACCUACGUGGACCGUCGGCUAGGUUGAAUUUUCCUGAACUUUUGGCGGGAGAGAAAGUUGGCGGCGGUGGCGAUUUAUCGGCGGCUUCUAUAAGGAAAAGAGCUAUUGAAGUUGGUGCUAGAGUAGAUGCUCUAGAGGCAGCUCAUCAUCAUCAUCGUGGUCAUAAUUAUAGUCUUAAUCAGAAUUAUAAUCAUAGUUAUGGCGAUGAGUUGAAGCCGAGGACUGGCGGGUUUUUACAGCGGGUUGACUUGAACAAGAUGCCCGACCCGGAGGAUUCAGAUGGUGAAUGGGAAAGGAAAUAGAAAGGGAACAUGAAAAAGAAAAA
Molecule: messenger RNA, 949 nt
Organism: Durio zibethinus
Lineage: Eukaryota; Viridiplantae; Streptophyta; Magnoliopsida; Malvales; Malvaceae
Gene: DEAR2
Product: DREB and EAR motif protein 2
Biological process (GO): regulation of DNA-templated transcription
Molecular function (GO): DNA-binding transcription factor activity; DNA binding
Source: RefSeq, a predicted model, not a curated record